Messenger RNA from Penicillium coprophilum, 4377 nucleotides. RefSeq lists its product as uncharacterized. The transcript has 5 exons. Gene Ontology annotation, biological process: mRNA export from nucleus. Bases 1 to 4377 code for a protein of 1458 amino acids. Gene Ontology annotation, cellular component: cytoplasm; transcription export complex 2; nucleus. The record is from RefSeq and is a predicted model, not a curated record. Lineage: Eukaryota; Fungi; Ascomycota; Eurotiomycetes; Eurotiales; Aspergillaceae.
AUGGCUAGCCCGUUCAAUCCUUCUGUUGGCCGCGGGCACAGGGGAGGCGCGCCGGGCGUGCAAGGCUCGACGGGACGGGGAAGAGGUGGGAACACUGGACAUACAUCAACAUAUGUGCCAAGAGGGGCAGGUGCGCCCCGCGCGGCGAGAGCUCGAGGGCGUGGACGAGGGUCAGCGACAUGGACAGCUCGUGGCCGUGGUCGCGGCGCAGGCGCUGCAAGCCACAUCGUGCAAGGAUCUCAACAGCCCGCAGAGGGCCCCAAGGAUGGGGUUGUCAACUCGCCGUUUGCGCAAUUAAAUCAACAAAAACCUGUCGUGUCGCCGUUCGGCGCCCAGCCCGCCCAGCAGUCUCCGUUUUCCAAAGUCACAAACACUGCUUCAGCUUCAAACGUUACCAAAAACCCAUUUGCCCAGCCCACGACAAAUAUGAAGCAACAAACCUCGAAAAAAUUUGUUGGUGGGGGAUCAAAUACUGCCGCAUCGAUGGAGCAUGCAUCAACGUUGAGCAACUACCAGGAACGCUUUGACAAACUCAAAAUUGAUCAAGUGAGACAGCGCGAACGGGCGAUCAAAGAUGGGCAGAUGGCAGACCCAAACCAGCCGACUUCUUUGAACCAAGCCAUUACACCUGUGGGUACCUGUACUGGCAUGUGUCCUGAUUUCGAGAGAGUGGAGCGGAUCGUGCAGAAAGCAGUCGACAAGUGUGAAAAGUAUCAUAACCCAGCAACGAAUCAGCUGGAAAUCAUGGAAACCAAGAUGGUGAAACGCUUCCGGCGUGCAGCAGCUGGAAAUGACGAGCAAUUGCCCUCGGAUAUCCGUACACCAAAGACACUUUUGCAAACCAUGAACUAUCUCAUUCGUUAUGUCAUUAAUGGUGGGGAAUCAUUGGCCACCAUCCACAUGUUUGUCUGGAACCGGACACGAUCAAUCCGAAACGACUUCUCGGUGCAGCAACUUACACACGAAGAAGAUGUGAAGAUAGCGGUUACUUGUCUAGAAAGAAUUGCGCGGUUCCACAUCGCGUCCCUGCAUCUUCUUUCCAACCCGGCGAACACGGAGCAAUUUGACCGUCACCAGGAGCGUGAGCAGCUCAACAACACCAUGCUCUCUCUCAUGUACUACUACGAUGACAACCGCGAGCGUAUUCACUUCCCCAAUGAGGACGAGUUCCGCGCCUAUCAUAUCUUGUUCUCGAUCCACGACCAGCGGCCUGAUCUGGAAGCUCGUGUACAGAAAUGGCCAGCUAGCCUACUUUCUUCACCUCGCGUGCAGGUGGCAUUGGAGCUCUUUGCCGCUGCAUGUAAUACAUGGGAACCUCAAGGUGCUCUGGAUUCUCGCCGAACGAACGCAGUUGCUCAGGGAUUCUACUCUCGUUUCUUCAACAUCAUCAAUUCUCCAAGUGUGUCGUAUCUAAUGGCCUGUGUGGCGGAGGUGUACUUCAACCACAUUCGUCAGACAGCAAUCCGUGCAAUCUGGAAGGCAUAUUGCCGGACUCCGCUGUCGCAGCAAUCCAAGAACGACCAUUGGACCGUGGAGGAAUUAACCAAGGUGUUGCACUUCGAUAACGACGAGCAGACAAUUGAAUACUGCAAUUCCCAGGACUUGCAGUUUGUCGAGAACGCGAGUGGUGGACUGUAUCUCAAUUGGGGUGAUCGACCAGUAGACUCUGUUGACUUUGCGCCUUCAUCUGACCACUCUUUCUCUGAGACUUAUGUGGAGUCAAAGCGUGCAGGACGUAGCCUUGUUGCCAUCAUUCUCGGCAUGAAUAUCAGAGAAGCUACAAGAAUGGGCAUGAUUGAUCGCUCCCAGUUGCCUCAUAAGAGUGAAACCCUGCAUGAGGCUGAGGCUGAAGAUGGGGACCUCUUCGUGAGUGAUAUUGAUAAUCAGACGCCUGCGCCUAUUGUUGAAACACACAAUACUCUUCUUCAGGAUACAUCAGCUUCUGAAUUCCGGAUUGCUUCCGAGUCUCAGAAAUCUUUGGAAUCUAUUCCUGCGAGUUCGCCUUCAAUGUUUCAGCCAAAGCCGCCGAAUCCUUUUGCGGCGGCCUUUCAGCCAUCUAAAAUGCCAUCUCCAUCCCCGAAUCCAUUCGCAACUUCGAUACCAUCCACCUCUGUCACACCCGCAGCGCCGUCUCCUUUCACUUCUUCGCCCAAUCCAUUCUUGACCACAAAAGAACCCGAGCCAAGCAAAAAGACUGACGCUUCCGCCCCGACCACUAAUGUGGCACCCUCGCUCUUCCAGACAAAACCCUCUUCUCAGCCUACCACUGUCUACAAGCCAACUGUAUCAUCCAUUAACCCUGCGGGGCCCUCGCUCUCUGCUUUCGCAUCUACUUCUUCUUCAUCAUCCAUAUUCUCAAAGCCAGCCUACGCAAUAUCCAAGACGGAGACACCUGCAACAACUCCGCCUGCUCCCGCGUUCCCAAAACCCAGCAUAUUUCCCCCGGCAUCAUCUACUGCAGACAAAACCACCUCCGCUCCUACGAAUGGCUCUGGCUCUGUGUUAUCCACCGCUUCAAGUCCUUUCACUGCGCCCUCUACUUUCUCUUUCGCCAAACCAUUGGAGUCAACACAAGAAUCGGCAACUCCUGCGGCAACUACCCCUGCGCAGUCUACGCUAUUCAAGCCCACCGGCACUUCACCUCAUGAGGCAGGCACCUUCACUGCACCGUCCCUAUCCUUCUCCAAGACAUCGGAGUCGGCUCAGAAGACGGAGACACCGGCGGCAAUUACUGCUGCGCCAUCUACCCUGUUCAAGCCAAGCAGCUCACCCUCAGCACCGUUGACUGAAUCCAAGAACCCCUUUGCUUCUUCCAUAUUAUCUGGUGCUAAUCCCUUUGGUGCCACGUCCAUGUUUCCAAAGGCAAGCCAUGAGGUGGAAAAACCUGCUCUAGAUACCACUACUCAGGCCACAAUGUUCAAAAGCGAUGCUAAGCCCCAGCAAUCAUCGAUCGCACCGAACAAUCCCUUUGCGCUUGCGAAUGCUGCGCCAUCUUUCCCACCUUCAGGUUUUGGAAACAAUGUUACCACUGCUGCCCCAUCUCCAUUCCAGCCCACUAAAGCCAUCGAGACAACUCCAGCCAAGGAGCCUGCAACUGCAUCGGGUUCCGGGCAGCUCUUCUCGUCGUUAUCGGUGAACAAUGCCAGUGCUAUUCCAGGGUCUUCUAGCGCGGCCGCAAGUCAAUUUCCGGCCUCCGGCUCGAUAUUUGCAGUUCCCAAGGUACCACAGCCAAUCCAGAAAGCGGAUAUACCAACAACUACUACGCCAGAGCUGGGUGAAACUUCAGUAUUCAGCCGCUCCGCGCCUGCACAGACUCAAAAACCUGGCCCAUCUCCUAUCAACGCCUCGGCUUCAACUUCGGGCACGCAUCGAUCUCCCAAAAUAUUCGACACCACAUCGAACGCAUACGCCCCUGAAACGGCGACUGCUCAGUCGCCAGCGCCCCUGUUCCAAACCCCAGAACCAUCAGUGGUGGCUGGACAACAAGGGCCGUUAAAAAGACAGCGUGAGGCUACCGAUGCAAAUGUCUUUAAUGAGUCCAAGAGGCGCUCCUCGCUGAAAGGGAAAGGCCCUACUGCAGCGCCUGAUGGAUCUUUCAAGCGGUCCGUGCAUUUCGAAGAGGAGGAAAAGCCUACGCCACAGGAGUCGCAAGUUAUUAAAAAGAAGCGUGUGCUGGAUGAGCAGAUUGAGUUCGAGCCGGAGGAGCAGGGCCCGAGUACUAAGGUGCCCAAGGUAUCCACAGAGGAAGAUCAUGUCCCUUUCAAAUUCUCCGUUUACAAAGCAGAGAACCGCCCUAUGCCGAAGCUCCCGAUCCUAGAAAAGCUAGAAGAAAAGCUUGCACGAGCCAAGGCCUUGUGCGAGCCGAAGCGUUUGACCGAAGAACAACUUCAGUUGAUCGAGGAAGCUCGAUUGAAACGAUCUCGCCAAGUCGACGAGGACGAGAUCGCUCUCUCCCGAGCACGCAUCUUGGCCGAGAAGUUGAGGACCGGCCCUGGAAUCUUCGACGGUUGGACUGGCCAAAUCCGACAGCCAUGGCAUGACCCAAACUGGAACCCCGUUGCCCGGAUCCUGGAAAAGUAUCACGCCCGAAAUAUCCCCCAGCCAACUUCCUAUGUACCCCCGCGUCUGACACUUAAUCGCACCGCCAGAGGCUACGAGGUCGCUUAUGCUCCUGACACCCCGGACCGACCCAUGUCCCGCACCGAACAGCGUAUCCGACGCACUGGUGCCCGUGGACUUGCCCAUGUGCCCCUGGAUUUCGAACGUCAUAGGCGAGAGAAAGAGGAGUUGGCUAAGAGCAAGAACGGAAAGAAGGAGAACAACGAUAAAGGCAAAAAGGACAAGGAAGAGAAACACUUGUCUUCCAAGGGCGCCUAA